Molecule: messenger RNA, 2191 nt
Organism: Gekko japonicus
Lineage: Eukaryota; Metazoa; Chordata; Lepidosauria; Squamata; Gekkonidae
Gene: TCTN2
Product: tectonic family member 2
Exons: 18
Coding region: 82-2124 (680 amino acids)
Biological process (GO): smoothened signaling pathway; cilium assembly; protein localization to ciliary transition zone
Cellular component (GO): MKS complex
Source: RefSeq, a predicted model, not a curated record
GCGGCGGCGGCGGCGGCGGCUUCGUCUUUAGCAGGCCUUUUCUCGCUCUGCAGCGCCUUGUAGCGGCGAUGCUGCCCCGCUAUGGUGCUUAGGGGGCUGCUUUGGGGGCUGCUGGUGCUCUCCGGGGCUCUGGCCCAGAACGGGAAUCCCGGUUUUCAGCCUUCAUUUAUCUACAUGUCUGGGUCCAUGGUCACUGCCUCUUUGGCUGACAGCCCAGCAGACGUUUUUUCCCUUUCUGUUGCAGACAAUGAAACAGGAAUGUUGCCUCUCAAAGACUGUAGUGGAAGAAACCGGACUGGGGAUUGGCGUUUGAAUGUCACGUCUCAAGGGAAUGUUUCCACAGUGACCGUGCUCCUGACCAGGAAUCUGCAGCUCUGCGCUCCUAACCGCACCGGCUGCUGCACGGAGGCCCUCUGCUUGGUCGCUGCUCUGCAGGUUUCUGCGUGUCGAGACUCCGUGGUGGUGGCUCAUCUGUUGAUCCGAGCAGAGAUCUACGCCAACUCAUCCUGGGGGAACGGGACGGGAAAACCAGAAAUGUUCGACAAUGCAACGGUAAUCCCCAAUCAAGUGUAUCAGCCGCUGGGCUCUUGUCCUUGCAAUCUGACCGCCGGCGCAUGUGAUAUCCGUUGCUGCUGUGAUCAGGAAUGUACGCCAGAGAUGAAGCAGUUGUUCACUGGGUCGUGUUUUAGUGGCGUAUUUGGCGGGGACGUCAAUCCACCUUUUGACCAGCUGUGCUCUGUCCAAACUGGGAUCCACACCCCAGACUGGUUUCCCUUCUUAUGUGUGCAGUCUUCCCUGAACAAUACACCUUUCCUGGGUUAUUUUUACCACGGUUCUACCACGUCCUCUGAAGCGUCUUCAUUUAAGAUUCCGUUUCAGACCGUCCCAGCGAAACCUCUUAGUGGUUACAAACAAGGCGAUCCAAUUGUGACUGCAGAAAACGAGUAUUUUGCCGUCCCCCAGCCAUUCCUUGCUGGGCAGUGUGCGAGGGACGCCCCCGUUGCGUUCCUUCGGGAUUUUGCCGUUGAGUGCCUGGCUACUUGCGAAGAUGGGCGGAGCCUGCUUCCCACUGUGGCCAUAGACAGCGGCACUGGAGAUCACAUCAAUCCACUCGUGACCUAUAAGAAGGAAACAACAAAUGUCGGAAGCUGUGCCAGCGAUGCCUGCGAAAAUGUGACAUUUGCAGAAAAUUAUACGAUCGUAUGGGAAGGCAGGAGAAUAAUAGACGUGAAGGUCUCCGUCCUUUUUGGAGAGAUCUGCCCAGAAGACACCCUGAGGCAGAGGUUUACUGUAAACUUUGUGAGCGUGAAUGCUACUAGCACAGAAGAAUUGUCCGGGAAUCCAGGUUAUCAAGUUGGAAAACCAGUCAGAGCCGCAAACCUGAAUUCUUCAGUUACCAAUUUAAAGCUCUGGAAGCCAGAUGGCGGCGGUCUGUGCAUGUCGGAAAGGACCACUCCCAUUUUGUUUGGACUGAAUGCGGUUUCUGGAUGCCUUUUCGAAGUCGACCUCAAGGAGAACUGCAGUCAGUUAAGGGAGAAUGUCACUGGCACACUGAAUUCCUUGGUGUGGGAGAACCUGGUUGGGAAAAGAGGCAAUUCCAAUUCCAGCAUCCCAGACGACUGGGUGGAAAUCAUACGCUUAGAUACAUUUGACCCCAGUUCAAACACAAGUGCUGGGAUCUUAAAAGGCCUGUGCCCAAGGGUUCCUGCUCACUUGAAUAUCCAGAUUCUCACCGCUGACGUGGGUGCAGUAGAAGGAGUUCCACAACAGGAAAUACUGGGGGUGCAAAUCAGUUUUUCAACAAUCACUUGGCAAGUUCAGUGUCCACUUGUCUGUGAAAAUGAAACCGGCUUUCUUCCUAUCUCCGCUGCAGUCCAGUUCAUCAAAAUACCAGCACAGCCCCCUGUUCCAAAGACCAGAUUUCAGAUUAACUACACAGAAUUUGACUGCAAGAGAAAUGACGUUUGCUGGCCAGAACUCUUUUAUCCCCUAACACGCUUCUACACAGGUGAACCCUACUCACAGUCUCUAGCCAAAGGCUUGGUGCUGGUGUUCUUCAUCUUAAUUGCUGUCCUGCUGAGUGAUCCUGGGAGAAGAAUCUGUGGAAUGUGGAAUAAAACAUAAAUAUUCAGCUGUUUUGAUGCGGGUUUUUUUUAGUCCUUUAAAUAACUGGUACUGAAUUUGUAAGGAA